GGCUCUGGGGCGUCGCGUGACGCUAGCCGGACGAGCCGUCACGUGACACGGAAGUGACUCCGAACAGGAAGAGGACGAAAAAAAUAACCGUCCGCCACACCGAGCCGAACCCGACCCGCAGCUACCAUGAACAGCAAAGGGCAAUAUCCAACACAGCCAACCUACCCGGUGCAGCCUCCUGGGAAUCCAGUGUACCCUCAGGCCCUGCAUCUUCCUCAGGCUCCGCCCUAUACUGAUGCUCCACCUGCCUACUCAGAGCUCUAUCGUCCGAGCUUUGUGCACCCAGGGGCUGCCACAGUGCCCACCAUGUCAGCUGCAUUUCCUGGUGCCUCACUUUAUCUUCCCAUGGCCCAGUCAGUGGCUGUUGGGCCUUUAGGUUCUACAAUCCCCAUGGCUUAUUAUCCAGUUGGUCCCAUCUACCCACCAGGUUCAGCAGUGCUGGUGGAAGGAGGAUAUGAUGCGGGUGCCAGAUUUGGAGCUGGGGCUACUGCUGGCAAUAUUCCUCCUCCACCCCCUGGAUGUCCUCCCAAUGCUGCUCAGCUUGCAGUCAUGCAGGGAGCCAAUGUCCUUGUAACUCAGCGGAAGGGAAAUUUCUUCAUGGGAGGCUCAGAUGGUGGCUACACCAUCUGGUGAAGAACCAAGGCCACCUCUGUGCCGUGAAAGACAUCACAUACCUUCAGCACUUCUCACAAUGUAACUGCUUUAGUCAUAUUAACCUGAAGUUGCAGUUUAGACACAUGUUGUUGGGGUGUCUUUCUGGUGCCCAAACUUUCAGGCACUU
Suncus etruscus (white-toothed pygmy shrew) is the source of this 781-nucleotide messenger RNA. RefSeq names its product DAZ associated protein 2 (gene DAZAP2). The record is from RefSeq and is a predicted model, not a curated record. The coding region runs from base 127 to 633 and encodes 168 amino acids. NCBI's taxonomy places the organism in Eukaryota, Metazoa, Chordata, Mammalia, Eulipotyphla, Soricidae. The transcript has 4 exons.